AUGGCCACCAUGGCCGCCCUCCCCCGCCUCAUGCGGUCGGUGCACACCAGCGCCGUCCGUCUCGACGCCGCCGCCGCCGCCCUCGCCAUCCCCACGACCCUCACCGCCGCGCAGGCCGCCAACGCCGCCGGUCUCCCCGUCACCCGUGCCAUGGCCGCGGCCGCCUCGCCGGCCCCAGUGACCUUCACCCCCAAGGGCCGUCCCGUCAUCGUGCGCCCACCGCGCACCACGCGCGUCAACCUGCCCUCGGGCUUCCCCGAGCCGCUGGCGUACCCGCCCUCGAAGGAGUACUUGGACGAGGUCCGCAGGAUCAUGGACGACCUGCCCCCCGAGCAGGCGCACCCCCCGAGGCACCCCCUCUGGUCCUUCUUCCACGUCCCGGCCAGGAGCGCCGCGCCCCUCCGUGAAGGCGACACGAUGCAGGACAUGGGAAGCGUGGAGCGUUUGGGCGACGAGGGAACCUCAAAGUCGGGUCGCUCGUGGCGUGCCUCCGAGCUGCGUCGAAAGUCGUUUGAGGACCUGCACACCUUGUGGUAUGUGCUCCUCCGUGAGCGCAACGUUAUGGCGACGCAGAAGGACGAGCGCCGCAGGCUCCAGAUCAUCUCGAGCUACGGUGGUCCCGUGAUCGCGAAGCGUGCUAUGCGUUGCCGCAAAUCCAUGGCCCGCAUCAAGGCCACGAUCAACGAACGCCGCCUGGCCAUCGCCGCCGCCGCCGCGCCCACCAAGGCGCCGUACGUGCACGUUCCCGGCCCCGUCCCGGGCUACCUCGACGAGUCGGCGUACAUUGACACGUCGAUUGUGGGCGUCGACGUCGCGCCGCUGCUGAAGCAGCUGGCCAACCUCCCCAAGGCCCGGGGCCGCACGGCGUCCACGAAGCCCAACACGGCCCGGUCGGAGCGCGACGAGGCGAGGAGGAGGCGCACCGCCAAGAUUGUGGCCCACCACCGCGCCAUGGUCGAGAAGCGCGCGGCCUACCGCGCCGCCAACCCCGAAAAGGUCGCGGCCCAGCGCGCUGAGCGCCGCGACGCCCGCCAGGCUGUCAAGCUCUCGUUGCUGUCGCCCGAGGACAUUAAGCGCAAAGAGGCGCGCAGGGCCGUCAUUGGACAGGCCAUGAAGGAGGCCCACGCCGUCCAAAAGAAGGUCCAGGACGCGGCCGCCGUCAAGGCUGCCCAGAGCGCUGCGCAGGCCAAGGCGGCCUGGAAGGCCAAGGACGCAAAGAGGAAGGCGCAGAGGGACGCCCACAGGGCCCAGAAGUUUGGGCAGAGCAAGCCUGUCGAGGCUUAG
Messenger RNA from Apiotrichum porosum, 1284 nucleotides. It is a transcript of the gene MRPL4, whose product is annotated as 54S ribosomal protein L4 mitochondrial. Gene Ontology annotation, cellular component: mitochondrial ribosome; mitochondrial large ribosomal subunit. NCBI's taxonomy places the organism in Eukaryota, Fungi, Basidiomycota, Tremellomycetes, Trichosporonales, Trichosporonaceae. The transcript has 3 exons. Gene Ontology annotation, biological process: mitochondrial translation. The record is from RefSeq and is a predicted model, not a curated record. Gene Ontology annotation, molecular function: structural constituent of ribosome. Bases 1 to 1284 code for a protein of 427 amino acids.